AUGUCUGCUCAAUUACUACCUCAAACAGCUUCAAGACGCCUUCCGACAACUUACCAUUCAGUUCAACCUGGUUUUCAUGCAAGAAAACAACAAAUUCUAGCUUCAUUAACAGACCAAACAAGUACUCGAACCGAUAAUAAUGCUAAUAAGUAUUCGUCCUCUAAAAUAUCUUCUCCAUUAAUUGAUGAAGCAAUUUUUCCUAUAAUCGAAUUAAUUAACAAACAUGAGGAUUAUGUCGUAACGAGUAGUUGUUCCGGUAAAAUUUCAAUUAUUUCUACUAAUGCUAGUAGCAAUAAAUGUAGAAAUUCAAGGAAAUCCUUCUCUGGAAAGCUAGAAUCUUUAACAACUGGUAGUACUAACCAUGGUGAAACUGAAAAUGGUGUUGUUUAUAGGCAUCAAGAUGAUUUAGACGACAUUGAUGAUCCAGAUUUAAAUUCUGGUGGUGGGAGUGGUGGAAAAUUAUUAUUUGUCGCUCAUUCGAAAAUUAAUUUACCUAAAGAAAAAGAUUUAAUUAAUAAUUUUUUGUUGAAAUUGAUUUUUGGUGAAGAUUUUGAGAAUGUAACAUUAUUUAAUAAUGAAAGUUAUAACUUGUUACAAAAUAAUGAUUAUAACUUGAUUUAUUUCAAAUUCGAUCCAAUGAUUUUGCAUGCUGAAGCUCGUACUUUAGAUGCUGCAAAAAAUCUUGUUAAUUUGGCCGUUGAUAUUGGUUACCGUGAUUCUGGUCUUUUGAUUACCUCAAAAAGACAUAUGAUUGGAUUAAGAAAAAGUGGUACUUUAAGUGAUGGUAAUGAUGGUGAUGUAUCAACUGUUGACGACGAAAGUCAAGGUUUAGAUAAUUUGGAUAACGUAUGA
This is a messenger RNA of Racocetra fulgida, 852 nucleotides long. The record is from the annotation of a GenBank genome assembly. NCBI's taxonomy places the organism in Eukaryota, Fungi, Glomeromycota, Glomeromycetes, Diversisporales, Gigasporaceae.